Messenger RNA from Fragaria vesca subsp. vesca, 795 nucleotides. Its product is annotated as expansin-A9-like. Gene Ontology annotation, biological process: plant-type cell wall organization. The record is from RefSeq and is a predicted model, not a curated record. Gene Ontology annotation, cellular component: extracellular region. The transcript is spliced from 3 exons. Lineage: Eukaryota; Viridiplantae; Streptophyta; Magnoliopsida; Rosales; Rosaceae. The coding region runs from base 1 to 795 and encodes 264 amino acids.
AUGGGUUUGAGAGCUUUGUUUGGAUCAUUAUUCCUGGUCUUGUUUCUUGUUGUCCAUGCUGUCCAUGUCAAUGCUCAUCCACCGAAGUUCCGGGCAACUGAAUGGAAACAUGCUCAUGGAACAUUUUAUGAAGGAAGCUCCGAUACAUUUGGUGGAGCUUGUGGAUACCAUGAUGUAGUUAAAGAAGGCUAUGGCCUGGAGACAGUAGCAUUGAGCAAUGCAUUGUUCAACAAGGGAGAGAUGUGUGGUGCAUGCUUCGAACUCAAAUGCGAGGACGAUCCUCAAUGGUGCAAACCCGGGCAACCAAGUCUCAUUGUUACAGCAACCAACCAGUGCCCUCCCAACCCCGCGCAGGAUAGUAAUAACGGAGGAUGGUGCAACGAACCCCGUGAACAUUUCGACAUAGCAAGGCCUGUGUUCGAGACAAUUGCCCAGUACAAGGCCGGCAUCGUUCCAGUCGCAUACCGCAGGAUUCCAUGUGACCAUAAGAAAGGAGGCAUCAAAUUUACAUUAUCUGGGAAUCCUUAUUUCACUGAAGUGUUGGUGUGGAAUGUCGCUGGCGCCGGGGAUGUGAAAGACGUCAAAGUGAAAACGGAGGAGCAUCCCGAUCAGUGGCUGCAGAUGUCGAGAAUGUGGGGACAGAGGUGGGUUUACAACGGAAAAUUGUGCGAGUCACAAGGGGCGCUUAGCUUCCAAGUGACAUCGGGUGAUGGAAGAAGCGUCGAUUUGGAAUGUGUUGCCCCGAAGGGUUGGGCGUUGGGCAACACUUAUGAAGCCAAGAAUAAUUUCGAUUAG